CAGUUCUUUCAAUUAGUGAUACAGUAGUUACCAACUCUUCUCAUCCUCUGAAGACUUGGAGAAGGGAUAGGAGCAAAGCAGGCAGACUGCUGAGAGAGUCUGCUAUUUCCAUUGUCACUGAACAAGAUCCUCUGAAAAAAAGGCUUAGGACUACAGAAGAAGAUCAAUCAAACUCUCAUCAACAGAUCAUCCUAAGUCAAACAGCACCAAAGAAGCAGAAACAACAAGAGCACAAAGAAAAGGUGGGGGCUUCCAGCCUU
Molecule: messenger RNA, 260 nt
Organism: Striga hermonthica
Lineage: Eukaryota; Viridiplantae; Streptophyta; Magnoliopsida; Lamiales; Orobanchaceae
Source: the annotation of a GenBank genome assembly